This is a messenger RNA of Ictalurus punctatus (channel catfish), 3863 nucleotides long. It is a transcript of the gene gfra1b, whose product is annotated as gdnf family receptor alpha 1b. The transcript has 9 exons. Lineage: Eukaryota; Metazoa; Chordata; Actinopteri; Siluriformes; Ictaluridae. The coding region runs from base 747 to 2126 and encodes 459 amino acids. Gene Ontology annotation, cellular component: signaling receptor complex; external side of plasma membrane. The record is from RefSeq and is a predicted model, not a curated record. Gene Ontology annotation, biological process: nervous system development. Gene Ontology annotation, molecular function: signaling receptor activity.
GCAUCGCUAGGAUAACUCAGCAGGAAGGGCAGCAGAGUGAAAGUGGUCCAGACAGUAGCCAAUCCCAGAGCAGUGUCCGGGAAGAUGACGUCGCUUGUUUUAGGCGCAGCGGCGCGUCCAUGUUUAGAGUCAGUUUAAGAGAAGCGACUCAGAGAGCGCAGUGCCACUGAGCCCCUGUGGGACACCAGAGAGGGUUGGAAGCCGAACAGUGGAAGUAAUACGCGUGUAGUAUCGAGAACUGCUCACAAGUACAACUAGCGCGUCGGGACAGACACUGUAGGCGUACAGAAAGUGUGGCGAGAUGAAAAGGCGCUGAAACUCCAGGCGCACAGAUCCAGUGUAACAGCUCUCCAAACUCCAAACCAAACCACGCUUAGAUAACAAACAGAGACGGAAAUGAACCUUUUUUGCUGUUAUGAAAACACUUCGCACUUCAGCGUUGUUGAGGGCACUUAACACGGCAUUAUAGAAAAGAGACCGGGAAUGUCCGUUACGCACGGGGGUCUGUUCUGCACACUGGAUCGUUUUGCUUUGUAAUCCCCGCGGACGUGAUUGUGUUUGUCCGGGCUGUGUCCCAAUACAAUAUCAAGCUGAAAUCGGAGCGUCAGACAGGAUGUACAGCUGCGCUAUGUGUGCCCACUUAUUCUGGUGCGGUGCGCACUCAGCGCGCAGAGGAUUUAUCUGGGAAAGCGUGAAGUCCCGCGAUUUUUAACAAAGUUGCUCCACUGUUGAAAAUUAAAGCCACGAUGACCUUCUUAACUUUUUGGAUAUUGUUCCCUCUUCUGGAUGUACUACACGUGUCAGUAAGUGCUGAGCUGGUGCAGACUCAAGCGUCCCGGCUGGAUUGUGUCCGGGCUCAUGAGCAGUGCCUGGGCCGCUAUGGCUGCAGCUCUGCUUUCCGCACAAUGAGGCAGUGUUUGGCAGGUACAGGGGGCAACUUCAGCGCACUGAACGAGCCCGAGGCACAAGACGAGUGCAGGAAUGCCAUGGAAUCCAUGAGACAGAGCUCUCUGUAUAACUGCAAAUGCAAGAGAGCCAUGAAGAAAGAGAAGAAGUGCCUGCGCAUCUUUUGGAGUGUCUAUCACAGUUUACAGGGCAAUGAUUUGCUGGAGGACUCUCCAUACGAGCCAGUGAACAGCCGUCUGUCUGACAUAUUCCGCCUGGCUCCCAUCAUAUCAGGUGAAGCAGCGUUUAGCAAGGACAACAACUGCCUGAAUGCUGCCAAGGCCUGCAACCUGAAUGACACGUGUAAGAAAUACCGCUCAGCUUACAUCAGCCCAUGUACCAGCAGGGUCUCCACCACUGAGGUGUGCAACAAGCGCAAGUGUCACAAAGCCCUGCGCCAGUUCUUCGACAAGGUGCCAGCCAAGCACAGCUACGGUAUGCUUUUCUGUUCGUGUCCAUCUGGAGAACACUCCGCGUGCUCAGAGCGCAGACGCCAGACCAUUGUGCCAGCAUGCUCCUAUGAGGACAAGGACAAGCCCAACUGUCUGUCCCUGCAAGCCUCCUGCAAGACCAACUACAUUUGCAGGUCUCGCCUGGCUGACUUCUUUACCAACUGCCAGCCUGAGGCUCAUUCGAUAUCCGGCUGCCUGAAGGAGAGCUAUGCUGACUGUCUGCUGGCUUACUCUGGCCUUAUAGGUACAGUGAUGACCCCGAAUUACCUGCGCUCAAGCAUCAGCGUGUCCCCCUGGUGCGACUGCACCAGCAGUGGCAAUGGGAAGCCCGAGUGUGACAAGUUCUCAGAAUUCUUCACUAACAACCGCUGUCUCCGUAAUGCUAUCCAAGCUUUCGGGAAUGGUACAGAUGUUGGUGUGUGGCAGCCCCAGCCGCCCAUCCAACCAACUGGCCAUUCCAGCACUCUUCACAGAGGACAGGAGAGGACACUUAAUGGGCUGGAUGACCCAGAUUUCACGAAUGAACUGAACCCCAGCAAUGGUCACCACCUCUACAGCUUCUGUGGAAACCUCCAGGCACAGAAGCUAAAGUUGAACAUCACAGUGGAUGUUGUGUGUGUGGACCCUGCUCUGGCUGACCCAAGUAGCUUCAACGCUAUAUCAGGAAGCUCAUCCAGCCUUGUCCACUCACUCGCUGUCCUCUUUGUUCUCCAGCUGUUGAAUUUGUAGCCGCUCUCAGUUCCAGACUGCUCCUGUACCAUACUCACAGUUCCUCUAAUGCAACUGAUGCUGUACCAAGUGUGAUGUCUAGAUGUGCUAAAGCCAAUUUCCUUUUUGAUUCCUGAUGGACAAAAAUGGAGACCGUCACUGACAUGGAAAUAAAAGGUCACCGAUCAAAAAAUAAUAAUAAUAAUAAUUAAAUGGACACCUUUGUCACACAUUUGCUCUCAAUGUGGUAACUUGUGUUGGAAAUUAUAUUUUGUUUUGGAGGUUUAUCCAUCCAUGGUGUUGAAAAGGAGUUACGGAGAAAAAUAAGGAUCAUUAAAUGCAUUAAGAUGGACCCCUACUUCAGAAAGUCCCUUUUGGCUAAUGGGAAAAGACGCUACCAUUUACAGAUGUUAAUUUUCCUGGAGACAAGCUUGUAAACUCUUGCGCUCAGCUGUCCAUGCGACAGCCAAAAUCCCACAUCUCUCAGAAAAGCAUCUGCCUUCUAAUCCAGUCCAUUAGCUCUUUCAACAUGAACAGUCAUUGUUCCCCUGUGUGUCUCCAGCAUGGCCCUGAUACAGACUGAGCCUUAGGGCAAAGACAUGAGACAGAAAAAAACCCUUCAGGACUAUUUUACAAACAGGGGAAUAUUUGCUGCUCGAUGUUGUUCAACUAAGAUUUUAAAGGAUAAAUGUUCAGCUUCAAUUCAUUAUUUUUUUGGAGGAGAAACAUUUAUUUACUCUACUUUUAAAAUGCCACUUUUUUUUUUGUUUAGGAUGGGUUUUAAUUUAUCUGAACAUAAAUUUUGUGCAUUUAUGCCAUAAUAUGACCACUGCUGGGUAAAAGGUCACCUGAUGUGUUUUAACUGUGUACAUUAAUGUUAAAUAAAUUGGAAGCAACAAAACAAAACAAAACAAAACAAAAAAGAGAGAGACAAAAGAUUUGAAUGUUAAAAGCCACUGAAUGUGUAAUAAUGAAUUCACCUCAAGGUUUGAUGAUCUGCAAUCCAAGAUGCUUUUCUGUUCACCACAGUUGUAGAGACUGGUUAUUUGAAUUUGCAUAGAUCUCCUGUCAUUUCGAAGCAGUAUGACCAUUCUCCUCUGAUCUCGCUCAUCAACAACAGGUUGGGGUUUUUUUUGGUUUUUGCAGCGUGUAAAAUCUGUAUAAAAUCUAGUCACUGUUGUGUGUGAAAAUCCCAGGAGAUCGGCAGUUUCAGAAAUAACCAACCUUGCCACAGUCAGUCACUGAAAUCAACAUUUUUUUCACAUUCUGAUGUUUGAUGUCAAUGAUAUUAUGCAUCACACUGCUGACAAAUGAUUUGCCAAUUGGAUAUAUGCAUGAAUGUGCAGGUGUACAGGUGUUCAUAAUAAAGUGAAUGGUGAUUGUAUUUCAGUGCUAUGUAUUAUUCAGUGGUGUACAAAAAUGUUUUAAUUAAGAAAUCAAUUUCUUUUAACACUCAAAUCUUUAGGUCUCUUUUUUUGCUUCUAUAUGAAAUCAAUCAAAGCAAAGGUCGCCAUACUAAAGGUUGAUGACUCAAUCUAGAGCGCCCCUAUGUAUAAUGUGCUGUAAAAUAAGUGAACAUGGUUUCGCUCUCUUUUAGAUGAGGUGUUCCAAAAAUAAAUUUUAAAAAUGCAGCGUUGUUGUGGUACUGUGAACUGUAAAAAAAAUAAAAAAAUAAAAAAAAAAAUUAAAAAAAAAUAAUGACAUGUAUCAUAGGGUUGUAAGUAGUGAUACAUUGAAGAAUACAUUAAAAGAAUCAAG